Molecule: messenger RNA, 2787 nt
Organism: Triticum turgidum subsp. durum (durum wheat)
Lineage: Eukaryota; Viridiplantae; Streptophyta; Magnoliopsida; Poales; Poaceae
Source: the annotation of a GenBank genome assembly
AUGCGGAGAUGGCCGCCUCCCAUCUCAGGCGUCGCCCACCGCCGCGCGGCGUCCGCGGCCGCGGCCGCGGCUACGGUUGCACCCCCCACCGGCGAGCUGGUCCGGCAACACAACCGCUCCCUCGCGGCUCUUCUCCGCCGCGGCCGCCUCGCCGCAGCCUGGCGCCUCUUCGACGCUCUCCCAGUCCGCGACGUCGUGACCUGGAACUCGCUCUUAGCGGCGCUAGCCCGCCGCAGCGACGUAAGCGCUGCCAGCGCCUUUUUCGCCUCCAUGCCCGUCCGGGACGUUGUGUCAUGGAACACUCUCCUCGCCGCCUACUCCCGCUCGUCGCACUCCCAUCACCUCGCCGCCGCGCGCCGCCUGUUCGACGAAAUGCCACAGCGCGACGGCGUCACGUGGAACACCCUCCUCAGCGCAUAUGUGCGCCGCGGGCUCAUGGGCGAGGCUGGGAAGCUGUUCGACGAGAUGCCGCAGAGGGGCGUCACUUCUUGGAACACGAUGGUCACCGGGCUCUUUGCUGCUGGUCAGGUGAGCAAGGCCCUCGACAUGUUCAAUGCGAUGCCUGUGAAGGACUCUGCGUCGCUGGGCACACUGGUGUCUGGGUUAGCCAAGAAUGGCCGGUUGCAUGAGGCAGAGGAGCUGUUGACAAAGCGCUUGAUGGUGACAGAUAUGGACAAGGCUGUUGAUGCUUACAACACACUCAUCGCUGCGUACGGGCAAGUUGGGAGGGUGGACGAUGCCAGAAGAUUAUUUGAUAUGAUACCCAGAGGUCAGAAUCAGCACCAGAUGAGCAAUAUGAGGGUGUUUCAGAGAAAUGUUGUGUCAUGGAACACAAUGAUGAUGUGCUAUACCAGAACUGGAGAUGUUUGCUCAGCUAGGAUGCUGUUUGAUGAGAUGCCGGCUAAGAACUUGGAAUCGUGGAACACUAUGGUUGCUGGGUAUGCCAAGGUGUCCAAUAUGCAGGAAGCAGAGAAGCUGUUUUGGGAAAUGCCAGACCCUGAUAUGGUGUCUUGGAAUUUAAUCAUACGAGGAUUCACACAGAUAGGAGAGGUUGAGCAUGCCCGUGGAUUUUUUGAUAGGAUGCCAGAGCGUGCAAUCAUCUCCUGGAAUACAAUGAUAUCAGGUUAUGAACAAAAUGGGGACUAUGAUGGUACAAUUGAGCUAUUUUCAAAGAUGCUAGAAGUUGGUGGGAUGCCUGAUCGGCACACCUUCUCUUCAGUUCUAGCAGCAUGUGCGUCGAUCCCUAUGUUGCCCCUUGGAGCUCAGCUCCACCAACUUAUUGAGAAGUCGUUUCUGCCAGAUACUGCAAUUAGCAAUGCCCUUAUAACAAUGUACUCCAGAGGUGGGGCAAUAACUGAUGCGGAAGCCAUCUUCAAUCAGAUGCAUACGCAAAAAUGUUUAGUGUCUUGGAAUGCACUGAUUGGAGGUUAUGAACACCAUGGUCGUGCAACAGAAGCCUUGCAGCUGUUCGAAGAAAUGAGGAGAGCCGGGGUUAUGCCAACGCACAUAACUUUCAUUUCUCUUUUGAGUGCAUGUGGAAAUGCUGGCCUUGUGUCCGAAGGAUGGAGGGUUUUCCACACCAUGGUCCAUGAGUAUGGCAUUGCUGCUAGGAUUGAGCACUACUCAGCACUCGUCAAUCUCAUAGGUCGACAUGGUAAGCUUGACGAUGCAUUGGAGGUAAUCAAUAGCAUGCCAAUUACUCCAGACCGAUCUGUGUGGGGAUCUUUCCUCGGAGCAUGUACUGCGAAGAAGAAUGAACCACUGGCUCACAUGGCUGCAAAGGCACUAUCCAAGAUUGAUCCUGAGAGUUCUGCUCCAUAUGUUCUGAUUCAUAACUUACAUGCUCGUGAGGGAAGGUGGGGAAGUGCAUCUGUGGCAAGGGAAGAGAUGGAACGGAAAGGUGUUCACAAGCAUCCUGGGUACAGCUGGAUUGAUUUGCACGACAAGUGGGCUUAUUUUGCUGGCUUUGUAAGGCGGGAGUUGCACAAGCCAAGAAACAUGGGGAUGAGCCAGGCAACUCAAAAAGAAUGGAUUCCAAUGGAGAACAAAGCUUCUGGCCUUAUGGGCCAUGUGUUUGGCAUGAUAGUUACCUGCUUGAAGAGGAGGCGCUCCUCUGCAGUCUACCCUUCCCGAGCUACGGCUGCCAACCCUUGUGCUCUAUCGGCCCCGCUGUCGCGCAGAGCAGCAGUCUACAAGAGCUCGCAUGCAGCUCCCUGUCUCGUUCCUUGCGACACAGGCGAGCUGGAUACAAGCUUUGAUGAUGAUCUGCUGAGGUGCUGGGAGGCUAUUGAGCAAUCUGAUAACAACACAGAAGAGAGUGGGAAGGGGCUGCCACUAGUGUGUUAUGGCGAGGAGAACGGAGCAGCAUCCAACGCCAUGAGAACAGACUGCGUCAGAUCAGAGAGGGUGCUGACGUUCGAGCUCGUGUCGCAGUACUUCUACAUGCCGAUCACGCAGGCGGCUCGAGAGCUGAACGUCGGGCUCACCGUCCUGAAGAAGAGGUGCAGAGAGCUUGGGAUUCCCCGGUGGCCGCAUCGCAAGCUGAAGAGUUUGCAGGCCCUCAUCAACGACGUCGAGGUCCUGCAGGAGGCAGGCAAGGCGAACGAGGACGGGCAGCUGAGGGCGAUGGUGGAGAUGCUGGAGCAGGAGAGGCGGCUCCUGGAGCAGAAGCCGUACGUUGAGCUCGAGGAGAAGACGAAGAGGCUUAGGCAGGCCUGCUUCAAGGCCAGCUACAAAAAGAGACGACUCUUGGCUCUUGAACCUGGGGAUGCAUCCAAGUACUAUUGA